UACUUCUUCGCUGAUUUCGCAAAAGAAAAAGCGUAGUGGUGCAAGCAGGCCCGAUAUUGCGUUCAACAAUGGUCACAGGGUGGAAUAGGCGUUUAAUCGUGUUAAAAGUCGUCUAAUAAGCCAGUGAUAAGUGAUAGUUUUAACCAAGUGCCAGUGUUCUAACAUGAAUGGAUCCAGAAUCCUGCCGCAUUUUUUGUAUAUUACGCUUUUCCUGUGCGGGGGGGUCCAAGUAACUGGAGUUGUCUCAGACUCUAAUGGAGAAGAGGAAGCAACCUUGGACAGUCAACCCACGGAAUUUCUUCCUAGUAACACUUCCGAUAAUGCAAAAGCGGAAGCGAAUAUUAAUCCAGGCGAGGACAACCUAGUUCCAGAUACACCUCCACAUGCAGAUGUGCUGGAUAUUGAUAAUGUGAACGUUUUGGAACAUGUGUCUGAAGAUGCGUUCUCUCAGGUGGGCUCAGAGGAUGCAAAUGUUAAUGAACUGAUUAACAACGACACUCCCGUUGUAAUCUCGCGAAUCGAUUCUGCAACCGAAGAGCUACAGAAGAGAGCCCAUAUUCUCUCACCAUUGCCCAGCGAGGAAACCCUAAACGCUACUAAUGCCUCGCUGGAUGAAAGCGAAGAUGCGAGAUCUGAAACUGACACAAUCGUUGAGACUGAAAAAGAAAUUAUACCAAAAAACGUUACUGUUACUGAUAAAACCCCGGAAGACAUCCCCUCCUUUUCGGAAUGGGCGCAAAAGCAUUUGGAAGAAGCUGAGAGGAAAGAGCAGGUGAACUUUUCCGCCCCAGCCCCAGCUAGUAACCAUACAAAGCAGGGUGUUGGCGCGAAGCUGCAUUGGAAGAAUUAUGCGGCUGUAGAAUGUGGAGCUAAAGUUAUCCAGGCAAAUCCCGAAGCUGAACAUACGUGGGCUGUAUUGGUGGGUUCGCGCGAUGAAUACAUUCUGAAUCCCUGCACCAGCCGGAUUUGGUUCAUUGUGGAGCUCUGCGAGGCCAUCCAGUUGAAGAAGCUCGACUUGGCCAAUUACGAGUUAUUUUCUUCGUCCCCCAAGGAUUUUACUGUAUCAGUGAGCGAUCGGUUUCCCACUCGGGAUUGGUUCGUUGUCGGCCAGUUUACGGCCAACGAUGAGCGAGGGGUGCAGAAUUUCGAAGUCAACACAGAAACCUUCGGGAAAUACGUGAAAGUCGAAGUUAAGACCCAUUAUGGGUCGGAGCACUACUGCCCACUGUCCCUGUUUCGGGCGUAUGGAAUGUCCGUAUUCGAAGUGCUUCAGAAUGAUGAUCCUGCCCAUGAGCAGCCCCUUGAAGACGAGGACGAUGAUCUUUUGGACGACGGUGUGAAAAUACCUUCAGGAAAUUUGCUCAGUUCAGCUACAGACGCUGUACUUUCCAUGGUGAAGAAGGCUGCUCAAGUGUUAGGGAAUAAGGUUAAUAGAACGAACGAAACUAGUCAAACGAGCAACGAAGCCAAAGCCCAAUCGCCGCUAAUGAAGUCCUGCAGCUCUCCUAGUCAUUAUGUGGUGUGCAACAACUGCUCCGACGUGCUGUUUGGGCGAGUGUUUGAGCUGCUGAGCUGUAGGCGCGAGUACAUGCGAAACCUAGUCAAUAUUCCUUAUAUUAAGGCGGCAUUGGAAGCAUCCACAGUGUGCCAGAGCUUUGGCUUUGAUUUUAGAGACAAAGCCGCAACUGUAAGUGAAAAUUCAGCUUCAUUGUGUGUAGAGUCGUUUUUCCCGCCCAGUUUCAUGGGCGCGAUGUGCAACAUCCUGGCGAUCGCGCACGAUAAGAUUUCGUACAAUGUGAGCCAUCAGUCAGCCACUGCCAAGAAUAGUACUAGUGAGGGCUCCCCCAGUUCGGGAAGUGAACCCGAUGGAGCCCAAGUAGUAGAGCCCGUCAUAAACGACACUAACAGCGAACAGGAAGACUCUCAAGGGACCGAUCCGCUAAACUUCGACGCUUCGGCAAUCAACUCAAAGUCCGGAUGUUCGACCGAAACCACAUCCGCCUCGCAGAUCAAUCCAUCAAAAGUAUUACUCAAACAGCUGCCCUCUCAUUCGGAAGUCGGCACAGCUGCAGCCAAUGUGGAGCCGAGUGUAAGCGAAGAAAACUUGGAUGUUAAAGCGGAAGAUGGACUGCGAGCUCAGCCCAUUGGGGCAGAUGCGAGCGCGGAGGUUGUGGAGAAUGAAUCUGUCGACCAUAUUGAAAGCGUGGAGAAGCUGAUCACGGAACUAAACACCGAAAGUAGCAGCCCGUCAGUGACGAGCACACCUACGACCGCCGGCAAUUUGCAAGGGCAUAAGGAAUCGGUGUUUUUGAGACUGUCGAAUAGAAUCAAGGUCCUUGAAAGGAACAUGUCGCUAUCCGCUCAAUACCUGGAAGAAUUAAGCAAACGAUAUAAGAAGCAAAUCGAAGAAAUGCAAAGAGCACUGGAUAAAACCGAACGAGAUUUAGUGGAAUCCACUGCAGCUGAAAGAGAACGUUACAAACGCUUGGACGAUAAAUUCGAAGCCUUAAUGAACACGGUAGAGGCCCUAAAAGACGAAGAGAACAACUGGAAAUCAAUCGCGUUUUUCUUGGUUUUCUUUAUCUGUUGUACAUUUCUUGCUUGCUUUUUUAAUCGGGUUGCAUCACCCAAACCCGCCACGGAUCCAUCUGGCACGGCCGCUGAGAUACAGCGGAGCCAUUCUGUCGACGUCGUAACCAGAGUGGCGGCGAAGAAGAAAAAACGACGACCCAGCGAUCAAGCGCUGAAGAUUGUUGCUGGCCCGGGGGAACAGGAGCGAAAAAAACGAAAAAAGAAAACGUCGAAUCCGGAGACAUCGAAAAUGGAUACGACCGAAAACUCGUUUGAUCCUCUGUGUGCCUCGAGCAAGAUUUGGACCAAACCUAACACGGAUUGGGUGGAAAGCAGAGGCCAAAUAAUAGAAGACAUUCCAUUUCCCUUAGAAGAGCCGGACAGUUGCACGUUGAAAGUUUCACCCUUACUAUCGGAACCACCGACUGUAAUAGAAGCACCAGGUUUUUUGAAAACAGCAGCCAAUUUCAGGUUGGGGAGGGCCUCGUUGAAAAGUGGAAAUUUGAUUAAUUUGGAAGUAAAAAACAGGAACCCCAGCCCAGUGCCGUCUGCCAAUGGCAGCAUUUCCAGCGGGGCCACCGAACCUUCGGCAAAGAAAGAAAAGAAGGGAUUUCGGAAAUUGCUGAAAAAGGUCUUUUGAAGUAGCUAAUUUAAAAAGAAGGCCACUUUAAUGGCAAGAAAAUCAUCACAUCACCCUGCUGUUACAAAGACUAUAUUUGAAAUCUAAUUGGAGCUGUGAUGCUAAAGUGCUCAUAUUGGCAUGAUUCAUAUUUUAGCAAUUAAUUAAUUAAAAAUUCAUGAUCAGAGUAUCCCAACGUCUAUUUGAUUUGACUUGAAAAUGAUUACAGUUAAAUCACAUUGAGACAUUGGAUGGAAAAAGUAUCGCUUGAAAGACUGAUUGAUAUAAAAUAGGAUGCUGAAAGUUAGUUAGUUCGUUAUUUUUUUAAGUUUUACUCCAUUAAUUAAAUCAUUUAUUUUUCGCUGUUUCAUUGUUUUUGUUUUGUAUUGUUUCAUCUAAAUUUAGGGAUGCAUCUACUGUGAUAAAAGUAUGCUAAGUGAUAGAAACUAGCUUAUUAUUUUCGCUUCGUUAUAAAUGAAUAUCUCCCAUUAUUGCACUCCUACAUGUAUUUCGCUUAAUUAGAUACUCCUCACAAAAAAUCAGAGGAGUACUUUGUUUUAGUAUUACGACUAGCUAGGUCCUUUAAUAAAGCAGAAUUCUCAUUAA
This is a messenger RNA of Dendroctonus ponderosae (mountain pine beetle), 3796 nucleotides long. Its product is annotated as SUN domain-containing ossification factor. Gene Ontology annotation, biological process: protein folding in endoplasmic reticulum. Lineage: Eukaryota; Metazoa; Arthropoda; Insecta; Coleoptera; Curculionidae. Gene Ontology annotation, cellular component: membrane; cytoplasm. The record is from RefSeq and is a predicted model, not a curated record. The transcript has 4 exons. The coding region runs from base 164 to 3211 and encodes 1015 amino acids.